ACCCAAAAUGACGUAAGGCGCCGUAAAUAAUGCAAACAUGCUGCCGCUUUAUCUCUUGAAAUUAUAAUUUUCGUGCAGGAUCACGUUUUCGCCGUUCAAGUUACGUGCUUUUCAGGUGCACACACAAAAAAAAAAUUGUAGAUGAUUUUCCUUAUCGCAGAGGAUGCCGAAAUGUGCACCACAUCAAACGAGUUGAUGAUGUGCGUUUACGUAUUUUCGCGGAGACUCAUCUCUCUCUCUCUGUAUCUGUAGUUAUUCCAACCAUGUUCCGGAUUAUCCAUGCCCAUCCCUACCCAUCGAAUCUCGGAGCUGGAAAAACGAUUUUGCUACGUGCUGGUAGUAGUAAUACCUAUCUUCGCUCCAACUCAUUAACUCUGUUUGAACCGGCUGGCUAGAACUCGAGCUCGAUAGCAAAUUCAAAUAAUGCUAGAAAGUUAUUUUAGUUGAUAACACGCUUUGGAGGGAAAGCAACAGUUUUUGUGUAAGUGUGUGUGUUUGUUUGUGUUUUUUUAUACUUCAUUCAAGAUGAUGGAGGCUUGGGUUCUUCAAUUCCUUCUCCUCAAUUUGGGCAUGAAAGUCCUCUGCCAGAGUCCGCUGUUGGAUGUACCAUUCGCAGAGCUUAACGAGACUGAUAUUGAGUACUUCCCUUUGAACAAUCAGCAUCCGUGUUCAAGGAUCUGCGGACACGAGGACAGGCCGAUGGUUUGUCGGUACCAUUUCAUCGUCGAGUGGUAUCAGACGCUCAGUAAAGCUUGUUUCUCUUGUCCCGAUGUUUUGGAGGAUUGCUACAAGCCGGACUGCAUCAUCGGAGAUGGCACAAUGCGUACCGUUCUUGUCAUCAAUCGGAAGAUGCCUGGACCUACGAUAGAAGUUUGCGUUGGUGACAACAUCAUUGUUGACGUGGAGAAUAGGUUGAUGGCUGAGACCACGACCAUCCAUUGGCAUGGACAUCAUCAACGAGGGACACCUUACAUGGACGGUGUACCUUACGUCACUCAGUGUCCCAUACAACCUGGAAGUAUCUUCAGAUACAAUUUCACUGCCGUCAACGGAGGAACACAUUUCUGGCACUCGCAUACUGGUAUGCAAAGAGGUGAUGGAGCGUUUGGAGCCUUCAUAGUUCGAACUCCAGCUGCUGCAGAUCCACAUUCACAACUUUAUGACUAUGAUCUAACGCAGCACACGAUUUCUCUUCUGGAUUGGGCGGUGGACAUCGGCCUUAAAGUCUUCAUAGCUCACCAUCACAGUAUAGGCGAUAACAAACCGACAACUCUUCUGGUCAAUGGGCUAGGUAUCCACGACUUCAGCAACGUUUCAACAUCAGCUCCAACGGCUCGUUUCGUCGUCGAAAAAGGUUACAAAUAUCGUUUUCGUCUGAUAAACGCCGGCUUCCUGAAUUGCCCAGUAGAAAUGUCCAUAGACAAUCACACUAUGACUAUGAUCAGUUCAGAUGGAAACGAUUUUCAACCUGUUACAGUGGAUUCGUUGGUUUCUUACGCCGGAGAAAGGUUCGAUUUCGUGCUGAACGCGAACAUGGAGAAAGGCUUGUAUUGGAUUAGGUUCAGAGGUUUGAUGGAUUGCGACGAUCGCUUCACCAGCACCCAUCAGGUGGCCGUGCUUCAAUACGAAGGAGCUUCGAAAACCGAUUUUCCCGAUGGACCCAUUCCCAACUACCAGGAUUCCCACAACGACGGCUUGGUAAAAACUAACAUCUACCACCAUCAUCAAGUUAACACGCGAUAUUUCCAGCAAUUGAAUUCGUUGAACAAAGGAACCGAAGGUAACGAUUCGAUCAGCGUUCCUCAACUUCAUUCGCUCUUGGAUUGGGAUUCGAGCCUGAAGGAAACCGCCGAUGAACAGUAUUACGUUGGUUACGACUUCUACGAGAUCGAUAACCCGCAUUUCCAUAAAUUCCCAGAGUACGGUUUCAAUAAUGUUACUGAUAGCAGGAAUAAAUUGCUGACGCCGCAAUUGAAUCACAUCUCGUUGAAGCUAACACCUUUCCCGAUGCUCUCGCAAAGGGAUUUGAUCGAUGAUAACUUGUUUUGCAACGAAUCAACGGUUGCAGACAAAGAUUGCAAAAAGGAGUUUUGCCAAUGCUCUCAUGUUAUUCAAGUUAAAUUAAACUCGAUCGUGGAAUUGAUUUUGGUGGAUAAGGGCUUCGCCUUCGACGCCAACCAUCCGUUCCAUCUCCAUGGACAUUCCUUCAGAGUUGUAGGAAUGGAACGUUUAGGACGUAACGUUACAGUAGACGAGGUAAAGCGUCUGGAUGCUCAAGGUUUACUGAAGAGGAACCUCGGAGAUGCUCCAAUCAAAGAUACAGUGACUGUACCGGAUGGUGGUUACACGAUCUUAAGAUUCAACGCUUCAAAUCCAGGUUAUUGGCUCUUCCAUUGUCACAUCGAGUUCCACGUGGAGAUUGGUAUGGCUUUGAUCUUCAGAUUCGGCGACGAUGAAGAUAUGCCUCCAGUUCCACACGGCUUCCCCAAAUGCGGCGAAUACUACGGCUUAGAACCGUCUGCGCCUUCACCGAACGGCUGUGGUCACAAAACGUACUCGUUCCUUAUCAUUUUAGGAAUUUUGCUACGUCCUCUCUUGCUGUGAACCAAUUUAACGUAUUAUUAUUAUUUGUAAAUAACCGUAUUUAUUAUGCAUAUGUGAUAUAAUUAUAAUUUAGAACUUCAAUGAUACUAAUUUUAGCGCGUUAACUGUUGAAAUAAUAAAAAAAAAACAACAGUAUAUAGUUCAACACUUGUUGUUGUUUGCCAAGUAGUAAAUAUUAUAUAAUUAACUUGAAUUGUAGCAAAUUGUAAACAGUAAAUAUUGUUUUUAAUUGGUUUUCGCGUACGAAACAAAAACAACUAAAAUAAUAAUGCGCGCUUCCAUGAAUUAAUAGCGAUUAUAGUAAAUGAGUGGCGAUUGCACAUAUUUAUUUACACCAUACACAUUUAGGCGAUUUUACCUCGUGCGGCUUCAAUUUCUUCAUCCAAUUCGAUUCUGGUUUUUUUUUUAAGAAUUGCAAGACGCUUGUGAUAUUUAUGCUUAAGAUUACUUAAUAACUCAUCAUUGCAUAGAUUCUAAUUGCAUUACUUUCACUUUUGCAAACGUAGUCGUCUUUCGAUUAAAUAUCAAAGAAUCAAAUAAUUAUUACCUUUAACACACAAAUUGUUACAUAAUUAUUGAAUGUUUAAGCGAAA
Molecule: messenger RNA, 3197 nt
Organism: Nicrophorus vespilloides
Lineage: Eukaryota; Metazoa; Arthropoda; Insecta; Coleoptera; Silphidae
Gene: Mco1
Product: laccase-2-like
Exons: 10
Coding region: 526-2604 (692 amino acids)
Biological process (GO): iron ion transport
Cellular component (GO): plasma membrane
Molecular function (GO): oxidoreductase activity; copper ion binding
Source: RefSeq, a predicted model, not a curated record